Messenger RNA from Coregonus sp. 'balchen', 6020 nucleotides. The record is from the annotation of a GenBank genome assembly. NCBI's taxonomy places the organism in Eukaryota, Metazoa, Chordata, Actinopteri, Salmoniformes, Salmonidae.
CUACACCUAAACACAGAGACUGAUAUGGACUUCCUCUUUUGACAACUUCAUUUCUGGUGACUUCAGUGAGCGCUAGAAUUGACUGCAUACAGACGCAAGAAUGGAGUGAGCACAAUCGGACCUGAUCCUACGUUAUUACAAAGACUCAGGUAAUCAUAUUGAUAUUACGCUUUUAUAAACUAAUCCUGAUUCACCUUUAUUUGCUUCCAACCUUUCUUUUCCAAAACGUGUCAAUGACUUUAGUUCUGUUUAGUGUUAUUUGUUGGGAUGGCAAUUUGUUGCUGUACAUUCACUUGGCUACAAUGAGAGCACAUCAUGUGAUUCAGGAGAAGUGGACAUUUAGCCUGUUAUAUGUUUUUAUCACUUUAUUAUGUCUUCUGAAGUCCAUGAGUUUGUGUACCCUAACAUGAGGGUGCAAUUUCACCAGGGGCUCCCAGCUAAUUGUGAAAUCCCCUUCAUUUGCAAUGAAAACGAGUUUGGCUAUAGAUUAGUUUGCCCCUCCUUUGCUCUGCUUCCCCAACAAGCUGUACCAGUAUCAGAAUGUCAAAGGAUCUUUCCAUCAUGGAAUCUCAACUUUCCAUUUCAGAACCCAUUUAGGAGCAGAGAAUCAAACAAGAUGGAUUACAAAUAUGACAAUGCUGGAAUAGAACUCCUGCUGGCUCACAUGAACAUAGAGGACAUAAUCGAUGUGGUGGAAAGUCUCUACCACACCAAGGAAGAGGAAGAAGAGGAAGACAAUGGUGUGUCGUUUGAGGAGGGUCUCUCUCAGGAGGAGAUGGACGAGAACGAGGAGACUGUGGAUGGUUCGGGGGACGAAGUGACAGGAGGGACCCAGGAGACACAACAGGAGAACGGUGGUGGUAGGGUCAGGUACGGGACGGUGUCGGACUUGCUCUCUUUCGUCAACCUGAUCUCUAACAUGGAGCCAGAAGCACUGCAGCACCUGCCGGAGGAGAUGGGUGUGUUACUGAACAAGGUGAGACUUCAGGACAUUGGUUAGUAUUUUGAGUAGGCUAUGUAUCUGCUUACAAAGGACUCAUAGAGUUAGAAAUUACAUUGCAUGUGUGUGUGAGUGAAAGUCUGUGUGUGUGUGUGUGUGUCUGUCUGUUCAUGAGUAGAGUUAAGAAUAGUAUACUUCUUUGUACAGGGUUUUAACUGCCUUUACUGUGUCAGAAACACCUCUCACACUGUAUUUCAUUACUUCUGUGCAGAAACACAUGGUGCUGAAGAAGGGUCACUAUCGCAUCGAUUCGGAUGUGUUUCUAUUUCCAUGGAAGUGGACCUACAAGACUCCAGGCUCUGGCGGCCAUGUUCCAAAGGGCUCCUUUGGGAAAGUCCACUUGGCCCAGGAUACCAUAACCAGGAAGAGAAUGGCAUGCAAACUGGUGAGUCAAUGAGCUCUCGUGCUGGAAUGUCUGGCAUGUUUGCAGAAUGGAUUUCUCGAAACUGCCUAUGUGCCAAGAUUGAUGUCCUCCAGGAAGUUUUGUUUUCAAAGCAACAGCAAGGACUAAAACAAGGACAAAAAUCCAUGUCAAAGCAGCAUGUCACAUGUCAAGUCAGUCAGGCCUUUGCACACAAACACUUUGAAACUUGCAAUAACACUAAGUAAAAAUAUAAUUGUUUUCACUGCGACACAUCUCAAAAGCCAGUAUUGCAUAUGGAUGGAAACUGAAAAGUAUUUGGCUGGUUACCCCACAAGAAACUCAACUGAAACCCCCCACAGUAACAUCUCUGGUUUUAGAAAAUAACACAUGUAGUGGGAAAGCUCCUGUUCUCAUUUGAUAUCUAUGUUUUCAUUUUGAGCUUAAUGAUUAGGCCUACUGGUAUUCACCUAUGGAGAGGAUAGCAUUGAUAUUAUAUCAGCCCACAAAUAGUUACACAUGAUGGGAGUGGCUUGCUGGUCUAGUUAUUCAAUAGUCAGUGGAAUGUUUACAUACUAAAGGCUUUGUAGAUACUUAUAGGAUGUGCUUUAUGCCUUAAUGGUUCUAUCCAUGCUCCUAGAUCCCCAUGGAACACUUAAAACCAGCCGAUGUGGAGAUCCAGGCCCGGUUCCAUCACGAGAACAUUGCAGAGCUCUAUGGUGCUCUCCUCUGGGACCAGAACAUCCACCUGUUCAUGGAAGCUGGCGAGGGAGGGUCGGUUCUGGAAAAACUGGACAGCUGUGGCCCCAUGAGGGAGUUUGAGAUCAUCUGGGUCACCAAGCAGGUCCUCAGGGGCCUGGAGUACCUACACUCUCACAAUGUCAUCCACCAUGACAUCAAACGUGAGUAAGAGCCCAAAACAAACGUUGAAAAACACACAUUAGUAGACAGAGUAGUGUAAGAGUAAGCAUAAGAGUGAGAGUAAGAGGAAUAGGCCUAUAGCCUCUACUUUUACCAGGGUUUAGAAACCCAGGGUUUCUCAAAUUCUUGCCCCAAAUACAGCAGAAAAUGAACCCAGGUAUGUCUACACAUGCACACAUGCACGCUAGUGGUGUAUUUGGGGCCUGUGACUGUCAUCAUCCACUUUAUGUCAAAUGUAACCAGGAAAGGAAAGGGCUUUAGAGUAGACUGCAUCUUAAAGCAACGGCUUCAUAGGAAACUCAGCCGUAGACACCUUAAGAAACCACAGAGCUCCCUAUAUAGUGUACUUCUAAAUGUACGUACAGUUCCCAUCACAUAUAUAGUAGGUCAAUUGCAAUUUUAGCAAAUUAUAGAAUAAAUAUUGACCUUUGAAAGUAGUGCUGUAUCUAAUCUUUCAUGAUAGACUAAUAACUUAGCACUGUAGCUAGUUAGCUCACACUAUAUUUGGUUCUGGGUUCUGAGAUCAUACUGUAUCUUGCAGCAAAUAUUCUAAGCAGCUUUUAUGGUGAAUCUCACUCACUCACUCUCCCUCCCUCCCCCUCUCUCUCUUCAGCCAGCAACAUCGUCCUGAUGUCAGACAAGGCGGUGCUGGUGGACUUUGGCCUGACGGUACAGAUGACAGAGAAGGUAUACACCCCUAGGGAUCUACGAGGCACAGAGGUGAGUGAUUCUGCUGUUUGUUCUCUUCAACACCCUCAUGCCUAUGACAUGACAACAAAAUGCACCCUCUGGUCUAUGACAUGACCUAGAGUGUUGGGGUCAAUUCAUUUUCAAUUCAGUCAAUGAUUUAAAAAAAAUUGGAAUUGGAAUUUCAGUUUACUUCCUGAAUUGUGAAUUGAAAUGGAAUUGACCCGAACCAUUGAGAUCACGCGAUGCCUCAGGACGCUCUGAUAAUGAUUUAUUCAGAAGACAAGUCAGUGCUCCUCUCACAGUGUCUCAGUCAAAAAAAGGUGCAGGGAAAUCACAUCAAACAUGAAGAGAUCUUGUACGGUGGAGUAUUGGUUUUUGUGUGUAAUGCAUAGGCUACAGUGUUUAAGGUUGAAUGCCUUUGAACACUAGCAUUUUCAGAUUCAAAUUGACAUCCUUAUCCACAGUUGGGAAAAUAUAGAUGAGGCAAUCACUAUGAUCUUUCUUAAGACCCUCCCUCUCCUCAUCCUCCUGUUACUAAUUCACUCCACUACUCUCUGUGGUAACCUAUACCCCUGGUGGCUGAGUGGGAAAGUCCCAGAGCAGAGAGAUAGACACCCAGCACAGCAUUAAUAACAGGAAGGGAGAUAGCUACCAAACAGACAGCUAGCCAACGGAGUGGAGCUGCUGAGGCUGACAUUAAGGCUGAGGCUGAGGCUGACAUUAGCUAACAGGCAGCACAGUAGGCUGGAAAUUCCAGUUGAGAGAUGGACUCUGGUCUGGUGUGUUUACUGUUUCAUACUCCACAGACCAUACCACGAGUACCGUAUUACCUGUUCAGUACUGUACAGAGCCUAUCAUAAGCCCAGCUGCUCUUAGUGUUCCUGUAUUAUUACAUAGUCAUAGAGACACUGUGCAUUAUCAGAGAAAACUCUUCUCUGCUUUUUUUCAUGUUGUGAUUGUUAUUAUUAUCACUUGCUUCAUGACUACAUAAAGGAAAUUACAUUUGAUAAAGAAAAAAAAUGGUGUACUUUCCAAACACUUAUUUUCUUCUUCUACAAUUGGCAUUAUGCCAUUGACCCUUUGAGUAACAGUUGUAUUGUGUUUUCUUCCCCAGAUGUAUAUGAGCCCGGAGGUGGUUCUGUGUCGAGGACACAACACCAAGACAGAUAUCUACAGCCUGGGCACCACCAUCAUCCACAUGCAGACUGGCAGCCCGCCCUGGGUCAGGAGAUACCCACGCACCGCCUACCCUUCCUACCUCUACAUAGUAAGUACCACCCUACCUAUCUCCCUCCCUACCCUUCCUACCUGAUAGUUCACAAAUGACUUCUAUACACUUCCAAUAAAUGCAUCGAAAUUGACAGCACACAUAAAGAGCCAAGAAAGGAGUGUAGCAGAGGCUGUUUCUGCAUGGGAUAUAAUCAGUGACAACUCCAGUAAGUAUUAACGGAAAGUGAAUGGAUGAAGUGUAUAGACGAGUGAAUGGUGAACUUACUGGCCUUCCUCUCGCUACACUGACAGGGCUGAAGGAGGGGAAACCCCUCGCUUGUGGCCAGUCAUUCCUUGAAACAGACCAACACAGUUUUACUUAACAUUCACUGAAGAUCAAACAAACUAUUUAUGUUAAAGGUAGGUCAGAGACAAAGUAGGCUAUAUCUAGUAGAAUUUCAUUUUCACUUGUUUUGCUGCACCCCCCCAAAAGUCGCAUAUUUUUCCAUGACCUGGUUCAGAUUUCCAUGGCAUAGGCCUAGGUUCUUGCAAGAUGAUUUUUCUCAAACGUCAUCAGAGGCAGGUCCCUUAACGUGACACUGCGUCCUAAAUGGCACCCUAUUCCCUAUUAUAGUGCAAUAACUUUGACCAGAGCCUUAUGGGCCCUGGUCAAAGUAGUGCACUAUGUUGGGAAUAAGUUGCCAUUUGGGAGGCAGCCUCUGUCUCUGGCACGUUAGUAGUUUACUCCCUCAGGCUCAGUACAGUAGUUCCGUUUUACUUUUUACAGUGUUUUUCCAUGACCAUGUUCCUGAUUUGAAGAGGUACUGUUUCUCUUUUUGAAGCGUUAUUAAUCUCUACUUUAAGGAAGGACUCACUUCCUCAUUCUUCACUGUCAUAGGGAAGCCCUUUCUUGUACAUCAGACUUGUUUUACAAGAUAUUACACUCAAUAGAUGGAGGCGUGAGAUAGCAUAGAGGUGCAGAUUCAAUGCAGAAUAGCGUUUAGUCUCACCCUACCAGAAACAGUAUUUAACAAGACAGGAAGAUAGCAUAGAGGAGUAGAUUCGAUCAGUUGUUUUCCUUCAAAUACUUUAGCUGUGCUUGAUUGAACUUGCCUGGUGCAAUGGAACCAAUGGAAUAGUGCCAAAAGUGCAAAACCCAUCCAUCUAAACUCACCUUACCUGAAGGUAUUACUUCAGACCUCUGACCAUAUCCUCCUCUCUCCCCUCAGAUCCACAAGCAGGCCCCUCCCCUGGAGGACAUAGCAGAGGACUGCAGCGGUGUCAUGCGGUCCUUCCUGGAGAGAUCCCUGGAGAGGAACCCUGCCAAGCGCAGCUCUGCAGCCGAGCUCCUGAGGGACGAGGCCAUCAACCCUCCCAGAGAGGAACAGCCACGCUGCUGGAGCCUGGACUCAGCCCUGGUGGAGGCCUCCCACCCUCUACUGAGGCAGCACAGCCAGCAGCCUGACACCACACAGGGUAGGGACUUCUAUAUGUUACUGUUCCCUAUCAUUGUUGCUCCCUAAAAUAAACCGUUCUACAUACUGUUCCUCACAGGGUAGGGACUUUUAGGGAUAUGCUAAUAAACGGUACAUCUACUAUGUUUUAAAGUGCAUGUUUCUCUGAUAUUCAAAUGACACAGAGUACACACUCAAACAUUUGCAUGUGAUGGCACCUAUUAAUACAACAACUAUUCUAUUUCUCUUCACAGAAUCCUCUCUGUACUCUGAGCCUGAGGACUCUGCCCACCUGAGGAGAAAGGGAUCCCUGUACAUUGACCUGGGGGCAAUGGCUGGAUACUAUAAUCUAGUGAGAGGUCCCCCUGCUACAGAGUAUGGCUAA